Molecule: messenger RNA, 1486 nt
Organism: Corylus avellana
Lineage: Eukaryota; Viridiplantae; Streptophyta; Magnoliopsida; Fagales; Betulaceae
Product: Pseudouridine synthase family protein
Biological process (GO): enzyme-directed rRNA pseudouridine synthesis
Molecular function (GO): pseudouridine synthase activity; RNA binding
Source: RefSeq, a predicted model, not a curated record
UAAAACCCCUUCCCUUCCCGCAAGCCCACCCAAAACCCCUAAACAAAGGCAUGCUACUCCGCCUCAUCAACCUCCUAUCUCCACAGUCCACCACCGCAUGCGGAGGCGUUAGACGCUGCAUCGCAGUCUUACACGUGUCCCGCUCAUACUACUCCACCGGAAAAGAACCAAAAGAGAAUGAUAACGAUGACAACAAAGGCGGCAAAUGGUUCACUUUGCCUCCGUUCACUCCGGCCCUAAACGGCGCCGCAUUGGGAAAAGAAAUCUACCACGGUCGAGCCCUGACAAAAUCCGAUGCAACCACCAUCACGGCGCUCAAAUGGGUGCUCCGGUGCUGCCCGGAGCUUCCGAGAAGCCUGGUACAGAAGCUCUUUCGUCUGAGACAGGUUCGAAGAGAGUCCAGUGAUGUACAACGAGAACGCAAGCUCAAAAGGGUGGCGGCGAAGGACUCCAUCGAUGUAGGAGACCGAAUAUGUCUUCCUAUUACUGUUCGACAGCUUCCCCUGGAGAAACAAGACUGCCAUUUCAAUGAGGAAGAAGUGGACUUCGUCCGUAGCCUUGUGUUGUACAAGGAUCCGGCCAUUGUUGUUGUUAACAAACCUCCCGGAAUGCCUGUACAGGGUGGCGUUGGCAUCAAAAACAGUUUAGAUGAACUUGCUGCCACUUGUUUAAGUUAUGAUUAUUCAGAACCUCCUCGAUUGGUUCACAGGCUUGAUAGAGAUAGUAGUGGAAUCUUAGUGAUGGGAAGGACACAAACAAGUGCAACAGCUCUACAUUCCAUCUUUCGUGAGAGAACUUUUGGAGCAAAAGAUGACGUUGGCAAUGAAGAAAGAAUCCUGCAAAGAAGGUAUUGGGCACUUGUGAUUGGGUCUCCAAGACGUCCAAAGGGGUUAAUUUCAGCCCCAUUGGGGAAGAUGGUGGUGGACAAUGGAAAAUCUGAUCGGAUCACAGUCAUUGAUAAUGGCCAAAAUAUGUCAGCUCAGCAUGCAAUAACAGAGUAUAGAGUACUUAAAUCUUCAUGUCAUGGUUGCACAUGGCUAGAGCUUUCUCCUCUGACUGGUAGAAAGCACCAGCUCCGUGUACACUGUGCUGAGGUAUUGGGAACACCGAUAGUUGGAGACCUCAAAUAUGGAUGGCAAGCUCAUAGGAAGUGGAAACAUUUUCCUUGGCCUAAUCUUGAAAAGAAAUCAAAUGAGAAUGUAAGCAAAGGGAAGACCAUUCCCUUUGGCCUUGAUUUGGAGAGUGGAAGUAUCUCCGAGAAGCAUCCUCGCCUUCAUCUUCAUUGCAAGCAAAUGCUAUUGCCCGACAUGUCUCUCGCUUUGCGAAAUGUACAGUGUUCUUCAGACUAUGAUCUUUCUGAAGUAGAAAACCUUGAGUUGGUUGCUCCUUUGCCUUCAUACAUGCAAAGAAGUUGGGACAUUCUGAAUUCUUGAGCCACGAGCUUUUGGUUCUUUCUAUUGGUAUUCAUCGUCAUCAUUUUCAGUUC